AUUCGCAUGAUGUAAAGCUUUUCAAGGACGUAGUUGCCCUGCACAUGUGAAAAUCCAACAACGGUAGAAAAGCAUGGAUCCUAACAAGUUAAAAGAUUUGCUAACCAAAGGUGGUAAAAAGGGUGGCAGAUUUGGAAUUGGCCUGGCAGCAGUUGUUGGAGCUGCAUUAGGAAUUCAACAGUCAUUUUACACAGUUGAUGGAGGUCACCGAUCAAUCAUAUUUAGUCGCAUUGGUGGGGUCCAAAAGCAAGUCUUUUCUGAAGGGCUUCAUUUCAGAGUACCAUGGUUUCAGUAUCCCAUAAUAUAUGACAUAAGAGCAAAACCAAGAAGAAUUACAUCACCAACUGGAAGCAAAGAUUUGCAGAUGGUGAACAUCUCUUUAAGAGUCUUGGCGAGACCAGAUCAAACAUUUCUUCCACAGAUUUACAGACAGAUAGGCACAGACUAUGAUGAGAGAGUGCUGCCUUCAAUUUGUAAUGAGGUUUUAAAGUCAGUUGUGGCUAAGUUCAAUGCCUCACAGUUAAUCACACAGCGUCAACAGGUCAGUAUGCUGAUCAGGAGAGAACUAACCGAGAGGGCACAAGACUUCCACAUUAUUUUGGAUGAUGUGUCUAUAACAGAGCUUAGCUUUGGAAAAGAAUACACAGCUGCUGUUGAGGCUAAACAGGUUGCCCAGCAAGAAGCACAGAGAGCCCAGUUCUAUGUUGAGAGGGCAAAACAAGAGAAACAGCAGAAAAUAGUGCAGGCUGAUGGUGAAGCCCAGGCUGCCAAACUUAUAGGAGAGGCUAUUCAACAAAAUCCUGGCUUUUUGAAACUUAGGAAGAUUCAAGCUGCCCAAAAGAUUGCCAAAACUUUGGCGUCUGCACAGAAUCGUGUGUAUCUACAGUCUGGAAGUUUAAUGCUGAAUAUUACCGACAAAGACUUUGAUUCAAACCUAGAGAGUCUUCAAAAGAAACGAUAAUUGAACAAACUGGAAAAAAAUCUGAUUUUUUCUAUCAUUACAGAUAAAUAUUAUACAUGAUCAAGUUAUGGGGGCAGUUAUUAACUUUCUCAUUGUUGGAACAUGUAUAUUCUAUACAUAUGAUCAUAUUGAAUUAUUCCACAGAGUACCUUUAUACAUGCCCAAUAAACAUUGAUUGACCGAGUUUGUGAAUGGAGGAAAGUAAUUCCUUUUGUCAUGUUGUGAAUAGAAAUAAAAUGGAAAUUAGUAUUGAAA
Saccostrea echinata is the source of this 1216-nucleotide messenger RNA. RefSeq names its product prohibitin-2-like. Gene Ontology annotation, cellular component: mitochondrion; membrane. NCBI's taxonomy places the organism in Eukaryota, Metazoa, Mollusca, Bivalvia, Ostreida, Ostreidae. Gene Ontology annotation, biological process: mitochondrion organization. The transcript has 8 exons. The record is from RefSeq and is a predicted model, not a curated record. The coding region runs from base 74 to 961 and encodes 295 amino acids.